Molecule: messenger RNA, 1920 nt
Organism: Helianthus annuus (common sunflower)
Lineage: Eukaryota; Viridiplantae; Streptophyta; Magnoliopsida; Asterales; Asteraceae
Product: NADP-dependent glyceraldehyde-3-phosphate dehydrogenase
Exons: 9
Coding region: 200-1690 (496 amino acids)
Molecular function (GO): lactaldehyde dehydrogenase (NAD+) activity
Source: RefSeq, a predicted model, not a curated record
UCACUUUGGAGUUUGGGAUGCAUGCUAUGAAGUGUGGCUCACCUUCCUUCAAUAUUUAUACACACCAACACCUCAAGAAUUGAAACACCAUACACCAUUCAUUUUCUCCCUCACUCUCUCUCUCUCUCUCUCUCUCUCUCACACACACACACAAAGUUGAGGAGAUAAGGGUAGUUGGAGAAACUUCAAAACAUUAUCAAUGGCAGGGAGUGGUGUGUUUGAAGGGAUCAAAGAGGGAGAAGUGUUCAAAUACUACACAGAUGGUGAAUGGAAGAAUUCUACUUCUGGCAAAUCUGUUGCUAUUAUCAACCCUACUACCAGAACCACUCAGUACAAGGUUCAAGCAUGUACACAAGAAGAGGUGAACAAAGUAAUUGAAUCGUCAAAGAUCGCUCAGAAGCAAUGGGCAAAGACGCCUCUAUGGAAGCGAGCUGAGCUUCUUCACAAGGCAGCUGCUAUUCUUAAAGAGCACAAGGCUCCCAUUGCCGAGUGCCUAGUAAAGGAGAUUGCCAAACCCGCCAAGGAUUCGGUCACUGAGGUGGUCCGAUCAGGGGAUCUAAUAUCAUAUUGUGCAGAGGAAGGGGUUAGGAUUCUAGGAGAAGGCAAGUUCUUGGUUUCUGAUAGUUUUCCAGGCAAUGAGAGAACUAAAUAUUGCCUCACUUCAAAGAUUCCGCUUGGAGUUGUCUUGGCCAUACCUCCCUUCAACUAUCCGGUGAACCUUGCUGUCUCCAAAAUUGGUCCGGCGCUUAUUGCUGGAAACUCCCUUGUCCUCAAGCCUCCGACUCAGGGUGCGGUGGCUUGUCUUCAUAUGGUGCACUGCUUUCACUUGGCCGGCUUUCCGAAGGGUCUAAUUAGCUGCGUGACCGGAAAAGGAUCCGAGAUUGGAGAUUUCCUAACUAUGCAUCCUGGAGUCAACUGUAUCAGCUUCACAGGUGGUGAUACCGGAAUCGCAAUCUCCAAGAAAGCUGGCAUGGUACCACUUCAGAUGGAGCUUGGAGGAAAGGAUGCUUGUAUCGUGCUUGAAGACGCAGAUCUAGAUUUGGCAGCAGCAAAUAUCAUCAAAGGAGGUUUUUCUUACAGUGGGCAAAGAUGCACUGCUGUUAAGGUGGUCUUGGUGAUGGAAUCCGUUGCAGACACGCUAGUCGAGAAAGUCAACGCCAAGUUGGCGAAACUGAAGGUGGGUCCGCCCGAGGAAGAUUGUGACAUCACCCCGGUUGUAUCAGAGUCGUCAGCAAAUUUCAUUGAGGGGUUGGCUAAGGAUGCAAAGACGAAAGGGGCAACAUUUUGCCAAGAGUACAAGCGCGAGGGAAACCUCAUUUGGCCGGUGUUGCUUGAUCAUGUUCGGCCUGACAUGAGAAUCGCAUGGGAGGAGCCGUUUGGGCCCAUCAUUCCGGUUAUUAGGAUCAACUCCGUUGAAGAAGGAAUCCACCAUUGCAAUGCUAGCAAUUUUGGUCUUCAGGGAUGCGUGUUCACCAAGGACAUUAACAAAGCGAUUUUGAUUAGUGACGCGAUGGAAACAGGAACCGUCCAGAUUAAUUCAGCUCCAGCUCGUGGCCCUGAUCAUUUCCCUUUUCAGGGUUUGAAGGACAGCGGGAUCGGAUCCCAAGGAAUCACAAAUAGCAUUAAUAUGAUGACGAAAGUUAAGAGCACAGUGAUCAACUUGCCUACCCCAAGUUACACCAUGGGGUAGCUCCAUUUCUAUGAAUAUGAAAUGAAUAAAAAUGGACUAUAGUAUUAAGGCUUCUGUUGUCUUCAUACACGAUAAAUAAUGUCUAGAACUGUCAAAAAUGUUGAAUAUACUUCAUGCAUUGAUGUGUUGUGUGUUCGAUGGUAGAAAUUAAUGUUUUUUUAAGACGUUUGAGACUUGUUGUUUUUUUAUCGUCGGCUUGAAGACAAAAAAGGUCAAUGGUUUGGUUUUCA